Mauremys mutica (yellowpond turtle) is the source of this 3084-nucleotide messenger RNA. It is a transcript of the gene F11R, whose product is annotated as F11 receptor. Lineage: Eukaryota; Metazoa; Chordata; Testudines; Geoemydidae. Gene Ontology annotation, cellular component: bicellular tight junction. The coding region runs from base 90 to 968 and encodes 292 amino acids. The record is from RefSeq and is a predicted model, not a curated record. Gene Ontology annotation, biological process: cell adhesion; regulation of membrane permeability; intestinal absorption. The transcript has 10 exons.
UGCGUGCGGUGGGCAGGGCCGGGUGGGGCUCAGUCAGACAGAAGCGGGCGUCGCCUCUCGGAGCUCCGUGGGCAGCUGGGUGCGCGGCGAUGGCUGGGCCCGGGGCGUGGGGCCGGAUCCACUUACUGCUCCUCAGCGUCAGCUCCUGGUCCUUGAUAUCAGCGCAGGAUACAAAAAACAUUCAAGUGCCUGAGAACGACCCAAUUGAAAUACCCUGUGCUGCGUACGCAUCGCAAAGCGGAACAGCCAGGGUCGAGUGGAAGUUUGAAAAGGGCUCUUCAAUAGUGCUGAUCUAUUAUGAUGCAAAAGUCACAGACCCCUACAAAGACCGUGUUACGUACACACCCACGGGGAUUCGUUUCAGUUCGGUGACUCGGAAGGACACGGGGAAGUACAUCUGUGAGGUCCUCUGGGGCACUGGCCAACUGAGCAAGUCAGAAGUUAACCUCAUCGUCCAAGUGCCACCCUCCAAGCCCGUUGCCAAGGUGCCCACCUCGGUGACCAUCGGCAACAAAGCUGUGCUGACGUGCACGGAAACAGAUGGCUCUCCGCCCCCUACCUUCCAGUGGUACAGGGACAACAUCCUGAUGCCCUCCAAUCCCAAGACCAGUGAGAAAUUCAGGAACUCCUCCUACACGAUCGACACCAAGACAGGAGUGCUGACGAUUGAGCCCGUAACCAGCUUCGACACGGGGGAUUAUUUUUGCGAGGCUCAGAACAACGUUGGGACUGCUCAGAAAUCUGAAGCCAUCCACUUGGAAGCCACUGAAGUCAACGUGGGCGGUAUUGUGGCAGCUGUGGUCGUGCUGCUAAUCGUGCUGGCACUGGUUGCCUUCGGCAUCUGGUUCGCCUACAGUCGUGGCUUUUUCAGCAAGAGAAGAGACAGCACCAAUAAGCAAGUUAUCUACAGCCAGCCGUCCAACCGGAGUGAUGGAGAAUUCAAACAGACCUCGUCCUUCCUGGUGUGACAUUGGCCCCGGAUCGGCUCCCCCUCUCCUGCCGGCGUCCUGCCCCUUGCCCUAUGAACUGCUGUAAAUGUUCUGUGUGAAUUACUGUAACUCACUGCGAUUUUAACUAUUUUUUUUUUUAAAGUUUCACCUAGUGCCUUUUUAGUCAUGUUCUAGACUCUCCUUGUCCCAUCGAGUCGUGGGGCUGGAGUCUUGCCCGCUGCGCGACAGGUGACUUCGCAUAAGCCAAUCGUAUUUUCCUAAGAGCGACAGACAACGAACCCAGCCGCUGAACACACCCAGCAGAGGGGCUCCCCUGCCACUUGCUGGCAUUGCAGAUUGCUCGCCCUGCUUUGGGGAUGUCCGCUAGCACCGGGCUUCCCCAAGGAGAGUGAAAUUCAGCCAGUGCGGCAGGCCAGCGUGAGGCCUUUGCAGCACCGUAGUGCCACUUAAGCCUGUCGGAGGGUUUUAUGCUGCCAGAAGUGGCAGGCUGGGGAGCCCUGGUUAUGCUAAAGCACUGAAUGUAGGGAACGCAAGUAUGUUUUCUGUGACUGUAGAAGAUUGUUGCAUGGUGUCCCCACCGUCACUGCUGUACUAGUGUGUCAGGAUGUCAGCUUUGUGGUGUCUGAACAGGUUGAAUGCUACAUCUCCCUGGAGCAGGAGGUGAUUGGUGAGAAGGGAUUGGGGCAUAGCAACGAGAUCUAAGGGGACUUGCCCACCUCUCCCUUGGCCUGUGUUUUGGGUGUGAGGCAGCAGAGAGAAAAUCCAGUCCAGAAGAAAUUGAGAAUGUCUUCCCACUGAUUUACGGCCCUGCUUGAGCUCUGUUUCAGCCCAGUUUGGCAGGGCCAGGAGAGCCUUCCAGAACAGCUUGGUUCUGUCUGGCAUUUUUGGGCCAAACCUUGAUUGAAACCAGAUUGGCUGGCACAGCAUGGAGACGGAGUUCACACCCUGCCGUGGGCCAUAUCCGAAAGGUGCAGGGGGCCGCGGUGAGACCUGGCGAUGCUCUGCAGGUUCUUGCUGUUCAGAGCUGUGGGGUGGAUUUGGCUUUCUCGAGGGAGAAGUUCUGGGCCCUUCCUCAAGGCAGGUGCUUGUAAAGGCUUGGCAUUGAGUCGCCUUGUGCUGCUUCACCCUGCACUCCCCAGCGCGACGCCGGUGCACCCAACCCUGGCUGGUGUGGCCGAGCGGCUGCUCCUGCUUGGGAAGGAAGAUGCAAUCAGCUUUCACGUUGUUAGUUCUUGGGUCACGCUUUGCAUGGAAGAUGCUCUACGGGGCAAACAGCUGUUCGGCUGGUGACUGGGUGAGACGGCUAAAGGUGUGUAGGUGCCUUGUUAUAACCACUUACAUUAAGACCCUGUGGUGGGAAGGGGCCUUAGUGCAAAUGAGACUCAGACCUGUAGGGCUGAAUGGGAAGAAGGUGAGUGGCUAGAUCCCUGAGCACUCAGCCUUUAAAUGCCUGUUGUAGGUGCCUCCUGAGCACUGAGCUAGGCAGAUACCCUGACGUAGGCUCUGUAGGUGUAACAGACGUCCUGACGAUAUUGGGAUUGGCCCGGUAUUAGGGGCUUUGUCUUACAUACGCAACUACAUCCUCUGCUGUCCAUCCAUUCUCUCCCCCCCCAGGGGAAAAAAGUGUCCCAAUUUUUCCCGUAUCUGGUCACCCCAACCUCAGUAUGAAUGGCAGGAGUUUCGAACCGCCACACAUCUGGAUCCAUUGAGAAAUACGUGUAGAGGACGAGCCUGUUGCAGUGACAAAGCUGCCGUCUGCAGGGGGCAGGAAAGGGGCUGCUUCCAGGCUGCGGUAGAUGGUGCCUCGUCUGUGGAAUCUGUAUUGUUCUCUCGCGGGGCUUCAAAGCAGACUGGAUUGGUUACCGGGAAUAAUGGCGGCUGGAAUCAAAUCCUUCACUUUGUUGUCCUUAGUUGUGCGUAACUACCAUGGCAAGAGCUCUCCAGGAGGCCAGACUCCUCUCCCAACAGCUGGACAGAUUUAACUGUCGGCUGCUUUUUAUUACAGUUCAGCAAGAGAAACCUUACCAGACCUUAACUUGAAAGCCUGAGACACUGUAAUAGUCACUUUUUAAACCGCUUUAAAUACUUGUGUAAUUUUAUCUAUUUGUAACUGGAAAUAAACCCUUUGAUUUGA